This is a messenger RNA of Exophiala oligosperma, 1032 nucleotides long. RefSeq lists its product as uncharacterized. The transcript is spliced from 3 exons. The coding region runs from base 1 to 1032 and encodes 343 amino acids. The record is from RefSeq and is a predicted model, not a curated record. Lineage: Eukaryota; Fungi; Ascomycota; Eurotiomycetes; Chaetothyriales; Herpotrichiellaceae.
AUGUCGUUUCCGAUUCUCUCCGACACCAAUCUAGAGUACGACGAAGAAUCAUGGGAUUCAAAUACGCAGACAUACGAGACGUGGAAGUCCAAGCUCCUCAAGAGGGACAACCUCUCGAGGAUUGGGAAACUGAUAGACAAACACAGGGGUGGCGGCGUCCCCGACACACUUUCGGCCCCUCAGAAGGGUGCCUUCAACGCCUGGACUCGCCUGACCUUCGCCGACGGGGGCUCCGCGGUGAUGAGGAUCCCCAUCCCGGGAAAGGCCAUGUUUCCGGAAGAAAAGACAGAACGCGAGGUCGCCGUGGUGCGUUUUCUCACCGACGAGACCAACGUCCCGGUUCCGUUCGUCCUCCACUCGGGCACGGCCGAGGAGAGCCCCGAAGGCCUGGGUCCGUUCAUCAUCAUGGAGUUUGUCGAACACGAGUGCGAUCUCGUCGACGGUCUCAACACGCCGGACGUCCCUUACGAGGAACGACCCGUCCUGAACCCGGACUUGGGAAACGUGUCCCCGGAUGCCCUCCCACGGGGUCCGUUUGAGACGACGACCUCGUAUUACGUUGCGCUGGCGGACAUGCACCUGGAACAUCACAAAGCUCAACGCGUCGGGGUCGUGCAGGUGCCGGAUGAAUUCAGGCGGAAAUAUUUACAUUGCGAGAUGCCUCUUUCGCAAAAUGGCCAGAGAAGCAGCAGCAGUAGCGACAAAGGGCCAUUCCCGUUGUUCAAUGAUGAUUUCAGGCCAGCAAACGUCUUGUCCACCUCUAACUUCGAGGUCACCGGGGCACUCGACUGGGAAUUUACUUACGCCGCGCCGCCGGAAUUCGCCCACAGCGCUCCCGUCUGGCUCCUGCUCGAGCUCCCCGAGUACUGGCCAGAAGGACUGUCCGAUUGGACGCGAGUCUACGAAAAAACCUUUCCUGUAUUCCUGGACGCCACGUCCGAGAGAGAGACGGCCGCGAUCAAACGUGGGACGCUGAAGGAACACCAACGUCUCUCACACUUCAUGAAAGACAGUUGGAAGACGGGGGAUUAA